GAUACCACCGGGAUUACCGUCAGCAGGGCGCUUCCAUCAUCGAUACAUGGUUACAGAACCCCCUCCGUCCGAGGGUUGGUAACAAAUGGUGCGGCUCCAGCGGUCACGGUGGCGCUAAAUUGACAUGCUGGGAAAGCCCAGUCCGGUCCUAUCAUGUCACAGCACUCUUGUGUCAGCACCUCACCUGCCGCUUCAGGCAUCUUUAUCGGUGAAUAUUGUGGCGGUGUCGAGCGCGACAUAUGAGGUAAUCCUUGUUGUACAGAGUCGAGUCCUAUGGCUCUGGAAGGGACUUGAAGAACCUUUGUGCGUCCUUGUGCUUUUACCCUUCAAGGCUGACACCAACAGCGCGUGUCUUGACUAGGUUCACGCAUUCGUUGUAGAAGUCUAUCCCUUGGUGUUGGUCCUGGAACAAAGAAGACGCCUCGAGUGACCUCCUGGCAUCAAGUGGUCAAUG
Molecule: messenger RNA, 454 nt
Organism: Aspergillus sclerotioniger CBS 115572
Lineage: Eukaryota; Fungi; Ascomycota; Eurotiomycetes; Eurotiales; Aspergillaceae
Exons: 2
Coding region: 125-361 (78 amino acids)
Source: RefSeq, a predicted model, not a curated record